AACCUUCCAAUUUAUCUCUUGACGACCGGAGAAAUAUGUGGUGUGUAAUGCACGACCGUUUUGAGUUCGAAAUAAUACACACUCAAUGAAAACACACAAAUAAAUAAAAAGCGAUGGCAUCUUCGAUUCCAAUAUUAAUACGUAGCUCCUCUGGAAUAUCUAGUUUUUCGGGUACACCCGACUUUGCACCGUUAAAAGAGUUCGAUCAGGUACAGAGUAAAUCAUGCAGAUCGAUGGUCUUCAGUUCCGAUGGCUCAUAUUUGGCGUAUGUUGUGGGGUCAAGUUUGAAAUUGUUUUCUACCAAUGGCUGGAGAGAAGUGGCUGCCAUCGAAAACGUCAAGUCAUACUAUAUUACAUUUUCACCCAAAAGUACAUUUUUAAUCAGUUGGGAGCCUUUUACAGUGAGCAAUGCCAAUCCGCAGGGUAGUCCCAAUUUGAAGCUCUACAAAACGGAGGACGGGCGGCAUAUUAAAAGCUUUAUUCAAAAAAAGCAAAUUAAUUGGGAACUGGAGUGGAGUCAAGACGAGAAACUGUGCACGAGAUUGAUAAACAAUACUGUUGAAUUUUUUGAAGGCUUCGAUUAUGACAAACCUGCAGCAAAAAUAAGCGGCCAGAAAGUAUCCUCCUAUAAAAUAUCACCAAACAAUGGCACCUACUUUGUUUUGUGUUAUUGUUUGGGGUCCGGGGGACAACCAUCGGUUAUCAAGCUAUUCAAAUAUCCGAACUUUGAUGAAGAACAAGCCAUAGUGAGCAAAAGUUUCUUUCAAGCAGACAAAGUGGAUGUUAUGUGGAAUUUGAAAGGGAACAACGCUCUGCUACUGACCUCGACCGAAGUAGACAAAACUGGUGGUUCUUACUAUGGCAAACAGGGCUUGCAUUUUAUUGCACUGAAUGGCCAGUGCAACACGGUUACCAUGAACAAGGAAGGACCUAUCUAUAGCGUCCAAUGGUCGCCGAGAAACGACGAAUUUUGCGCCAUCUACGGCUUCAUGCCGGCGAAAGCAACCAUAUUUAAUUUAAAAUGCGAGCCCGUCUACGAACUGGGUACUGGCGCACGGAACGCAGCGUAUUACAACCCGUUCGGAAACAUACUUUUGCUGGGCGGCUUCGGCAAUUUGCGGGGCCACGUCGAAAUCUGGGACGCGACCAACAAAAAAAAGAUCGGUUCCUGCGAAGCGCCCGACACGACGCACCUGCAAUGGGCGGCGGACGGUGAACACUUCGUGACGUCGACGACCGCCCCACGUUUAAGAACCGCCAACGGAUUUAAAAUAUGGCACUAUUCGGGCGCCCUUUUGCACGAAACCGAUUGGCCCCAAAACGAGGAACUCUACGAAGUUUCGUGGAAGCCGUACCCGAAACUCGCGUUCAGGGAGCCCCAAAUCGAGUUUAAAAAGGUCGAGGGCAUAGCGUCGAGUCAGCCGCAGGCGUCGAAGGAGGUGUACAGGCCGCCGGGGGCCAGGAACCGCCCCUUCGUCACGUUCAGUUUGCAUAACGAGGACGAGGCCGCCCACAAGGUGGGCGGCGCGGGCGCGCCAUCUAAAGCCGCGUUGAAGAACAAAAAGAAGCGAGAAGCGAAAAAAGCGAAACAGAACGACGAGGAUAAAAGCGACACGGUCGCGGUAACCAGCAGCGUGCAAAUUACCUUGACAGGCGAUCCGGAAGUGGAUAAAAAAUUGAAAAACAUCAAAAAGAAACUGGACGCGAUCGAGAAACUAAAGAAGGAACAGGCGUCCGGAAAGACGCUCGAACUUAAUCAGCUGAUGAAAAUCGAAGGCGAAGCCGCCUUGAUCAAGGAGUUGGAACAGUUGUCGGUGUGAUAGGUUCUCGCGGAAACGGCGUGCUAUUAUGACGAUUGGAAUCAAUUUGAAACCUAUUUUAAGAUUGCCGUGAUUUUUAUUUUGGUUAGGUUUUCCUUUUGUCCUCGAUAUGUUAUGGUCUGUAAGGCGCGUCAUAGACGGCAUCAUACGAUUUAUUUUUACACGAUUUACGAAAAGCCUGGCAAUACGACACAAAAAUGAACACCUCAUCAGUAAAAUGACAUUUUUGUUCACAUAUGAAAAGCUUUGAAAAUAUUUGCCUUUCGCAAAAAGUUGGGAAAUCUACUAUGGCCAUUCGCCGGUUACCGACGUACGUCGAUGAAUUUUUCUUUUGAUCACAGACCAACAUGUAAUAGAAACUAUGACCAACAUUUGUUCUUAGCGUGCAAACAAGGACUUUGACCGAUAACAAAAAACUGCCACUCCUGCUUCCAUUCUUCAUUCUCCUUCCCACGUUCACAAGACACAUAAAAAAACAGAGACCACACAAUUCAAACCGAUAUAAAAAUUUUUGGGACGAUUACAAAGAAUUCUGUCGGGAACGAACGAAGGUGAAACCGGCAUGUUCAAUGCUCACGACAGAAUCCAAAUAUGAAAAUGUAAAUUUGUGUAAAAAAGCUGUUGGAACAAACGAUAAUCUAGUGAAAAUUGUUAUUGCUCGUGCAUAAAAACCGUUGUGUAUUGUAAGACAACAUACACCGAUCAUAAAAGACUUCUUGUGUGAAUACUAAAAAACUUCGUUGGCACAAACUAUAAA
Molecule: messenger RNA, 2577 nt
Organism: Cylas formicarius (sweet potato weevil)
Lineage: Eukaryota; Metazoa; Arthropoda; Insecta; Coleoptera; Brentidae
Gene: eIF2A
Product: eukaryotic translation initiation factor 2A
Exons: 9
Coding region: 114-1820 (568 amino acids)
Biological process (GO): translational initiation
Cellular component (GO): cytosolic small ribosomal subunit
Molecular function (GO): protein binding; ribosome binding; tRNA binding
Source: RefSeq, a predicted model, not a curated record